Molecule: messenger RNA, 603 nt
Organism: Botrytis sinoallii
Lineage: Eukaryota; Fungi; Ascomycota; Leotiomycetes; Helotiales; Sclerotiniaceae
Exons: 3
Coding region: 1-603 (200 amino acids)
Biological process (GO): formation of translation preinitiation complex
Molecular function (GO): RNA binding
Source: RefSeq, a predicted model, not a curated record
AUGUUUAAGAAAGAUAUAUCUCCCGGCUCAAAAAGCAAGGUUAAGUCCUCUGUUCAACGCGCCAUCAGAACUCAACUCGUCAACACAUAUCCGUUAUUAGCCCCUCAUAUCGAUGAGAUUAUACCGAAGAAAGAGCAGCUGGAUGCUAUGAAAAUUCCAGAUAGAGUAACUCUCUACUUAAUUGGCCCUACACCUCUAUUCUUUCAACACAUGACCGAUGCUCUCCUACCCCAUCUCAAACUCGUUCACCGAUUCCCUACCUGCUUCCCAAGUCUGCGUAUCGAUCGCGGCGCUAUUCGAUUCGUUCUUUCGGGAGCUACCCUAAUGGCUCCAGGUCUCACAUCUACAGGUGGCAGAUUACCUAAUGGAAAUAAAGAAGAAGAGGGCGUAUAUGGAGAGACUGGAGAGGGAGAAGGAUGGUAUGGGGGAAGAGAAUUGGAAACUGGUGAACCAGUGGUUAUCUGUGCAGAAGGCAAGGAGGAGGCUUGCGCGGUGGGACUUUUGAGUAUGGGAACGAAGGAUGUCAAGGAGAAGGGAAAGGGCCCAGUAGUGGAAGAUGCACAUUAUUUGGGAGAUGGAUUAUGGAGAUUAAGUACCGAUUAA